AUGGGAAAAAAUAACGCGCUCCAGACGAACGAGAGAGGAGAAAACUGGACCUGGUCAGAAGCACUGACCUUGGAGCCCCUGGAUACGGAGACAUGGACCAGCAGCGCAGCACGAAGACUGGUGGCCACAUUAGAGGCCUCCAUUCUUCCCCUAGCGCAGAGCAUAUUAAGCAUAGAGUACUGUAUCUGCAUCUUUAGCGGAAAGCCUAAACAGGCCUACUUUUUUGUUGGAUUUCAAGAUGACAGCUUGAUUUACAUGGAUCCUCAUUACUGUCAGUCUUUUGUGGAUGUCAGCACAAGCGAUUUCCCUCUGCAGUCAUUUCAUUGCCCAUCACCAAAGAAAAUGCCUUUCAGUAAAAUGGAUCCAAGCUGUGCAAUUAGAAUCUACUCAAAAAAUGUUGAACACCAUGAAAGAAUCAGUACCGAGCUGUCAAUGAUAUUGCAGCCUUCAUCGAAAGAGAAGUACCCUCCAUUCACUUUUAUGGUGGGACACGGGAAGGAUUAUGAACUUUCAAUUGCUGUAGAAAAGCAAAAAUGGCCUUUUAUCAGGGACACAAGGAAAGCAGGGACAACAUCAGGAGACUUUGUGCUGCUCUGA
This is a messenger RNA of Carassius gibelio (silver crucian carp), 597 nucleotides long. RefSeq names its product cysteine protease ATG4C-like. The transcript has 6 exons. Gene Ontology annotation, molecular function: protein-phosphatidylethanolamide deconjugating activity. The record is from RefSeq and is a predicted model, not a curated record. Lineage: Eukaryota; Metazoa; Chordata; Actinopteri; Cypriniformes; Cyprinidae. Bases 1 to 597 code for a protein of 198 amino acids.